CGCCGCUGACAGCUCACCUCCUCACACACUCUUGUUGCUCUUUCAACAUUUUUGCUCUCUCUGACAUUUUCACCGGAUCCCUCACGCACACCAGGUCACAAAUACUGCGAUCAAGCGGCAAACCCAGACCCGUCCUCUGGUCGCAAAAGAGAACUGAGAGAUUGCUGUUCACAUUGGAGCCAAAAUGUCUCUGAAAGUCCAGACGAGCAACAUUACCAACAAAAACGACCCCAAAUCUAUCAACUCACGCGUGUUUAUCGGUAACCUGAACACAGCGGUUGUGAAAAAGAGUGACGUCGAGACAAUCUUCUCCAAAUAUGGCCGUGUGCUGGGCUGCUCAGUUCACAAAGGCUACGCCUUUGUUCAGUACGCAAAUGAGAGGCAUGCCCGUGGUGCUGUCAUUGGAGAAAAUGGCCGUGUACUAGCUGGACAGACCCUUGAUACUAACAUGGCAGGUGAACCCAAACCUAACAGGCCUAAAGGACUAAAGAGAACUGCAGCGGCAUUAUACAGUGGUUAUGAAUUUGACUAUGAUUACUACAGAGAUGACUUCUAUGACAGACUGUUUGAAUUCAGAGGCAGAGUAUCACCUGUGCCCAGAGCCGUUCCAGUGAAGCGCCCCCGUGUGGCGGUGCCAGUUGUACGCAGGUUGAAGUCAUUACCUGUCAAACUCCUGGCCAGAUCUGCUAUCCUACCAAACAGUUCUGACAAACGCAAGUUGAAAUCUACCGAGCUGCAAGCUAUCAAAUCAGAACUGACUCAGAUCAAGUCCAACAUUGAUGCACUGCUGGGGCGUCUCGACCAAAUCACUGAAGACAAAUACUGUGCUGCAGCACUUCAAAAGGCAGAUGAAAUUAAGGGCGAACUGUCUCAGGACGAGUCGGGCUCAGAAUCAGAGGAUCUUCAGCACAGUGAUGUGGAGGAAGGAGAAGACCACACACACGAGGAGUGCGAUGAAUACAUGGAAAACAAUCACAUAUCUGAAAUGGACCCCAUUCUUCAAUAAAAGCAGGGAGCUGGAAAACACUGUCGACUAGAAACGUUUUAAUACCACAGACUCAGCGGGAACACACUGAAACCAAGAGGUGCCGUCAAAACUCCAGCAUCAGCUGUCAAUGUGACAAAGAGCUAAACUAGCUGUUCAGAGGGAGGGAGGUGGGCAAUGUCGCCCCUGAACCAGGAUUUAAUUACAAAAGGCCACAGUUCCUGAUCGGAACACAGCAUUGCACACAAGACAACAAAAGGGGAUCUACAGAUAUUCUGCAUUCAUGCUCCCCAAAAAACACAAUUAAUGAACCUUUUUUUCUAUACAUUUUGGCACCUAAUAUGUAAAUAUCCUCAUCCCCAUCCUUCUCUCCUGUCUGUUUGUGCUAUUCUACAAUGUUUUUCAUUUUAUUUAUAUGCCAGUCAGAAUCAGAAAGGUUGGCUAUUUUUAUUUACAUGUGCAAAUUUUUUCUGCUUGUACUUUCGAGACUUCAAGAGAUAUUUAGAGAUGUAAAUAAACUAU
Molecule: messenger RNA, 1507 nt
Organism: Xyrauchen texanus (razorback sucker)
Lineage: Eukaryota; Metazoa; Chordata; Actinopteri; Cypriniformes; Catostomidae
Product: RNA-binding protein Raly-like
Exons: 10
Coding region: 185-1006 (273 amino acids)
Cellular component (GO): nucleus
Molecular function (GO): RNA binding
Source: RefSeq, a predicted model, not a curated record